AUGCCUCUCGCUGUCGGAACGUCGGCCUUCAAGUCCGAGGUCGAGGUCGCCCAGGCUGAGACUCCAGAGUUGGAGCAGGUCAAAUGGUGGCGUGAACCCGGUCUGCGAAGACUGUACGUUUGGGCCGCUGUUCUUUGCGUCGCGUCUGCGACUACUGGAUAUGAUGGAAUGAUGCUCAACACCUCGCAAAAUCUGGAUGCAUGGCAGAGCUAUUUCAAGGCCCCGUCCGGCUCCAAGCUGGGAUUGAUGAAUGCCAUCUACCAGAUUGGUAGUCUGGCUGGUUUCCCAGUCGUUCCGUUCAUGGCCGAUCGCUGGGGUCGUAAGCUCCCCAUCAUCCUCGGAUGUCUUCUGAUGAUCCUCGGUGGAUUCCUUGGCGCAUUCUGCAAGGAUUAUGGAAUGUACGUUGCCGGUCGACUAUUCCUUGGCUUUGGCAACAGUCUGGCCCAGAUGGCCUCGCCGGUGCUUCUCACUGAGAUCUGCCACCCCCAGCAUCGUGGAAAGGUCACUACCAUCUACAAUUGCUUGUGGAACCUGGGCGCAUUGGUUGUCGCGUGGAUUGCUUGGGGCACGAUGUACAUUAACAAUGACUGGUCUUGGCGGAGCAUAACCUUGCUUCAAGUCUUCCCCGCUGUGAUUCAGAUUUCCCUCAUUUGGUGGGUCCCGGAGUCUCCUCGUUGGCUGGUUUCCAAGGAGCGAUACGAUGAAGCCCUCCAAACCCUGGCUUAUUAUCACGGGAACGGCGACGAACGCAAUGCGACUGUCCAGUUCGAAUACCGCGAAAUCAAAGAGACCAUUAGUUUGGAGAUGCAGUACCAGAAGAACAGCAGCUAUCUUGACUUCAUGAAAACCCGUGGCAAUCGCUAUCGUCUGGCCCUGCUGAUUUCGUUGGGUGUCAUCUCGCAGUACAGUGGUAAUGCCUUGUUCAGCAACUAUACCAGCUUGAUUUACAACAGCAUGGGUAUUACCGAGCAAACCAAGAAGAUCCCCCUGAAUGGCGGCCAAACACUGCUGAGUUUGGUAGUCAGUGUUAGCAGUGCGUUCUUCGUGGACCGAGUUGGACGGCGGCCUCUCUUCCUGAUCUCCACCGUGGGUAUGGUUCUCAUGUUCCUUGCGUGGACGGUCACGUCCUCGGUCUAUGAGAGAACUCAAGAUGUCAAGACCUCGGGAUAUCCGCAGGUUGUGUUCGUCUGGCUGUUCUCUGUGUUCUACGCGAUCGCCUGGUCUGGUCUCCUGGUUGCCUACACGCUCGAGAUUCUGCCAUACCGACUGCGCGCCAAGGGUAUCAUGAUUAUGAACUUGACUGUCCAAGCCUCCCUGGUCCUCGGAAACUAUACCAACCCCAUUGCCUGGGAGAACCUGCCCCAUCACUGGAAUUUGUCGCUCAUCUAUACGAUCUGGAUCUUUAUUGAGUUACUGUUUGUCUACUUCUUCUAUGUGGAAACCAGAGGCCCGACUCUAGAAGAGCUGGCCAAGAUCUUCGACGGCGAAAGCGCGGCCGUCGCCCAUGUAGAUCUUCAUGAAGUCGAAAAGGAACUUCACAUUGAUGAUAAACGAGCAACCACCCAUGUGAAAGCUGUCUAA
This is a messenger RNA of Penicillium canariense, 1581 nucleotides long. RefSeq names its product putative MFS hexose transporter. Gene Ontology annotation, cellular component: membrane. Lineage: Eukaryota; Fungi; Ascomycota; Eurotiomycetes; Eurotiales; Aspergillaceae. Gene Ontology annotation, molecular function: carbohydrate:proton symporter activity. The transcript is spliced from 9 exons. Bases 1 to 1581 code for a protein of 526 amino acids. The record is from RefSeq and is a predicted model, not a curated record. Gene Ontology annotation, biological process: transmembrane transport; carbohydrate transport.